CCUUUGAAAAACCCAAAACCCUCGACUGCAUUGCACGAACUGCCUUUUUCCCUCUCUUCAAUCCCUUCAAUUUUACUUCUCGCCUUUUCUGUUGCGCCCUGCAAUCUCUCUGCAAAAUCCAUCUCCCUAAUAUUAGAGCUUCCCGGUAAAAUGGAUUCCACCAAAUGGGACAACCAAAAAAGUUUCUCACCAUCCAAGCAAUUCCCAGAACUCAAUCUCCAAGCCUUAAACAGGCUGCAAAACCAUUGCUCUGCCUUCCUCCAAAACCUUUCCCAAUUCACUUUCUUUAAUCCUAACUCCUCUUGUUUCCAGACCCACCUUCAAACAUCUCUCUGCAACCUCCAAAACUUCCCAAGACAUGUAAUCGAAAAUACAAUCUCUCGCUUCAACCCAAAACCUCCCUCUGCAUCCAAUAACCCACUCUGGGCUCGAAUUCCUCAUGAAUCCAAGACCCAAUUCGAGCCACUUCGUCAGUCUCCUACUGCUCUGUCUACUGAAACCAUUGAAGAGAGAUUAGCAGGCGUGCCUGUGUAUGCUUUGAGCAAUUCCAAUGAAGAAUUUGUGUUGGUUUCUGGGUUUUCCACUGGGAAAUCUCUCGGGUUGCUUUGCUUCAAGAAGGAAGAUGCAGAGGCGCUUCUUGAGCAAAUGAAGAGCAUGGAUCCUGGAAUGCGAAAAAGUGGGUCUAAGGUGGUUCCAGUUGCUUUAAACAAGGUUUUUCAGCUAAAGGUUGAUGGGGUGGCAUUUAGGUUGAUACCAGAGCCAUCUCAAGUCAGAAAUGCGCUGAGGGAGAGGGAAAAGGCUGGAGUUUUUGAUGAUGGCUUCUCUGGGGUUCCAGUUUUCCAGUCAAGAAGUUUGGUAUUAAGAAGCCAAAACAAGAGCUAUCGUCCAGUGUUCUUUAGGAAGGAGGAUUUAGACAAGUCUCUAAUGCGGGCUUCACGCCAACAGAGAAAAUUAAAUCCUGCACUCAGGCAGGGGGAUAUUCAGGUUGCUGUUUUUGAAGAGAUAAUCAAGUCUAUGAAGGAAAGUUCUACUUCAAUGUGGGAUGAUGUUGUUUUCAUCCCUCCUGGUUUUGAUGUUUCAACUGAUCCUGCCCAGCUAUAGAAAGCUGCAGAUGAGUUGGGGAUGGACAUUUUGGACAGUCACUUGUCUAAUAUGUAUAUUCAACCAUGCAUUUGCAUUUGGGGCAACCAAGUGGAGUAUAAAAUUACAUGCAUUUGCCUCAUAUUAAACAUUUUAAAGCAAUUUAAACUUGUGCUUAUUUCUUUUUGUUCAUCUUCAA
Messenger RNA from Manihot esculenta (cassava), 1279 nucleotides. Its product is annotated as protein TIC 22-like, chloroplastic. Gene Ontology annotation, cellular component: chloroplast. The record is from RefSeq and is a predicted model, not a curated record. Lineage: Eukaryota; Viridiplantae; Streptophyta; Magnoliopsida; Malpighiales; Euphorbiaceae. The transcript is spliced from 7 exons. Bases 151 to 1101 code for a protein of 316 amino acids. Gene Ontology annotation, biological process: protein transport.